AUGCUGCCUCGAUCAUGUCAUCGGUCAUGGCUGGUUGUAGCAUUGUUUGCACUGGCGUGGGCAGAGCGCAGAACAGUCCCCAGCCAGCUACGUGUUGGGACGUUCCUGUCCGGGCUACGACCACAUCCGCUCACCGGUGAAGACUUCCGCCCGACCGCAACCCGGGAGUUUGUCGACCUCAUGAAGCACAGCACACCCUUUGUUGACGGUUUGGAAAACGGCAUUGUCGGCGACAACACCAGCUGGGUCCACUACAACUGGCCUGAGGGCUUCGAAGUCGAGUUCCGACGCGACGGCUACCCUCAUGCCCUGCCGAACUUCACCAUGUUCGGAUCUUUAAGGCAGAGCUCUGUCAAAGCCACCAUCGGCCUCGGCGGUGCCUUCGUGGAGGAUGGCGAGUACGUUGCCACGUGGCAAGGCAUCGGAAACAUCUCGUGGGAAGGAGAUGCUGAGUUUCUGCGCAUGGAGGACGCCAACACUGCCAGAGUCCUGGUCCGACCAAAGAGUGGUGUAAUUGUGCGAGUUUUCCAGACGGAAGAAGCCGAUCCACUUCAUGGAAUCUCCUUGACCCCGGUUGAAUAUCAGCACAACGCGACUGAGCAGCUUUUUCAUCCUCGCUUUCUGCAGAUGUUGAAUGGCACCACCGUACUACGGUUUGCCAGUUGGCAGAUGAUCGAUGCUUGGAAUCACGAUGGUUCUCUAACUCGCAGCUGGGAGAAUCGAACGCUUCCAACAGAUCAAACGCAAGCAGGUCCAUUCGGAGUUUGCGUGGAGUACAUGGUGGAAUUGGCCAACAGACUUGGCGCGCGCCCAUGGUUCUCGAUGCCAAAGGCUGUGGAGACUGAGCCUGAUAGCAUCGAUUCAUAUGCCCGAGAGUUUGCGCUGCUGGUAAAUCGGAGCUUGAAUGACCAGCUGAAGGUCUAUGUGGAGUACAGAUCUUGUUGCCUCAAUGGCUUAGCGCCGGGGUGGAACUCACAGGAAAACGCGGUACAAUCGCUGACUCUAUGGAAAAGCUGGGAGCAGGCAGGCUUUGACCCAGAGCGAGUCAUCAACGUCAUCUCUUCGCUUCAGCAGCUGGACAAGUUUGGUACCGAUGUGACAUCGGUUGAAGCUGCUGCAAUUGAAGCUUCGUUUUCAGACAUCUGCAAGUACGGGGAGACACCCUGUACUGACUUCAACUCAAUGGAGGCCAGCGGCGCUUAUGGCGCCCUGACCCCUGCUGAACUUAUCGAUGCUGUUAUUCGGCCCGCAAUGCUCAAGGAGGAAGCUGAGAUCAACCGUCGAGUUCAACAAGCUCUACAUUAUGGCUUCGAGAUCAUUGCAUUCAAUGCGCUACCCUUGAUAUCAGCCCGUGGCUAUGGGCACCGCGGAAAUCUCAACUGGGCCCUGAGAUGCGAGAGCUGCUUGAUGAAAACGCUGGGACGGCGCUAUGGCCGCGGGGAGCAAGCGCAGCUGGCAGACGCUGGCUGGGUGUUUGAGGCGGACUUUGUGGCUUACAAAGGCUACCAGGGACUUCUGGAGGAGGACAGGGCCCACGACAGCAAUGGCGCAUAUUGGCUGCAUGGUGCACCCGAGCAGGCAAAAGCACACUGCUUGAACAUGUCCAACUCUGGCAUUUGUGAUGGUUUCAUCUACAUUAGAAGCGGCGAAUGGAGCUGUGGAGUCGGGAAUGACUAUCGCUACGGCGAUUGCUCAACUCCAGGCACUGCUUAUUUCUUCAAGCGGAAUCGGCUUGGGGAAGGUUCUCGUGUGCCUCCGACAGAAUGCUCUGCAUUUACUGCUCAUGACGAUCCAUACGACCGCUGUGGCUCCCCACGAAUUGACAGCUACUUCAAAGUGGAUGCCCAGAUUCCAGGUGGGUUUGCCGAUGCUGCUGCCGCAGAUCUUGGAGCCCGUGAUGAGUGCCAGACUUCGUGCGAUCAUGCCUAUGAGUCCGAGCACUGGGACCCGCCUGCUGCAGGCCUCACCUUAGAUGAGCUUCGGGCAUUACUGCCUGGCAUCAUCGCAGCCGCCGCUGCUGAGCAGAGCCUGGAGAACAACAUGAUCGCUGCUUUCCGAGAGCCGGCAAUGGAAGAUUUGAUGCUCGAGUACCUAGAGCGCUUACGUCAGAUGGGCUUCUCCACGGUCGUCGGGGGCCAGAUGGUGCGAGAAGCCAGGAGCUGUUGGUCAGGAGGAAAAGCUUGCGGACAAGCAUCCGUCAUGCUUCACUGGGACGAUGACAGCCCCAUUCGACGCGCUUUCUCGGGCUACGUGCAGGGACGGAGAGCGGCUCUACCCAUUCCUGCGGAUGCACCCACGCCAUGUCCGCAGAAGUGCAUCCAUGGCAUCUGCGAGCAGGGCAGUUGCAAGUGUUGGAAAGGAGCGAGUGGUGCCGACUGUUCUCGGCUCGCACCCCUAGCAUGCCAUCGUGGUCGCAAGCUGGGCUUAUCACUUUCAGGCGUGAGCUAUUGGACGAGGGAAUGGCAGUUUGUCGACGUCUUCAAAAAUGUGGGCCAAUGGCAGGCGCAGGAGUUCACGUCCUACACCUGGAAUACAGGCAGCAAUUUAUCUUUCCGGGCUGAUGGAUAUCCUGCACGGCUCCUUAUCAACCAGGUCGCGCAACUGUUGACAGUGCGCGAUGUCGAGAAGCACUACACGGAUGGCUGGUAUACUGUCCUUUACGACGGUGAGGGCAUCCUAGAGUUUAACAUGGACGUGACAUCAGUCCAUCGUGUAUCCCGAAAUCGGAUUCGAAUCUAUGUGAAUUUGACGACCUCUAUGAACAAUGGCAUUGGCAUACGAGUGUCAGAUACACGUGAAGAUGACCCCGUCAGGAACAUUCGAGUCAUCACGCCUGGCUUCGAAGAGAUAUACGACACCUCUCCAUUCCACCCUGCCUUCCUUGCCAGCCUGGAAGGCUUCUCCGUUCUGAGGUUCAUGGACUGGAUGCAUGCCAACAGCGACAAGACACCUUUUGAAUGGGUCGAGCGUGUGACACCAAACUACUACACGCAGGGCUCCGAUCCGGGGGUAAGCUUGGAGUACAUGGUGCGCCUGUCGAACGAAGAGCACCUCCGGCCGGAUCUGGGUGUCUAUAUCGAGCUCGGCAACGAAGCCUGGCACCCCGGUUUUUUUGGAGGGCAAUGGGCACAGCAGCAAGGAGCUGCGGAAGGACUGUCCCGACUCUGUUGGUAUGCGAAGCGAUCGGGCGAGAUGGCCAGAAUUGCCAAAGCGGUGAUAAAUGGCACAGGGCGGGAACUGACGGUUGUUGCAGGGAGCCAGUCUUCAAACUAUGACGCAACGGCUCAGCUCCUGCAGUGCGAAGGCAUCAACGAGACAGAUGCCAUCGGCCUGGGUCCGUAUUUCAAUGGGUACAACAUUCUCCCAGAUCCAGAUGCUGAUCUAGAUCUAGUGUUGGAGACCUACGAGAAUGAAGUCAGCACUUCAUUGGAGCGAGUGCGCGAGCACAAGGCGGUACUGCGAGGAACCCACUUCAAGCUGUUGGCCUACGAGGCGGGUCCAGCCGGGGAAGGCGAUGGCAGUGCCGACGACCUGGCGAUUCAGGCACACCGAAACUCGAAGAUGAAGGAUAUCCUAGCCAAAUACCUGCAGGCACUCGACCAAGAGUUUGACUUGAUGGUUUACUUUGCGAGCUGCGGCAGGCCAUCCAGGUAUGGCUCCUGGGGGAUGAUCGAAGCAAUGGAUCAGCCAAGAGAAGCUGCUGUGAAGUAUCAAGCCGUGCAGAACUUCCUGGCGAAUCGAACGCAGCCGCUCCCUUCGUCGUGCCAGUACGAGGAGCCGGACUGUGCAGGUGCUGAUGGCUGCUCAGGCAAAGGCCUUUGUGGGGCAGACGAUGGCUCUGUGAAGUGUCCGAAAUCAUCGGCAAUGCUAGAAGCUGGCACUGCAACUGCCGUGAAGAGUACAGUGGCGGCAAGUGUUCCAGAUUCCAGUGCUCCAACGGCUGCAAUCAGAGAGGCCACUGCAUUGCCAGCGGUGUUUGCAGCUGUUUUCGUGGAUUUCGCGGCAGUGAGUGUGAAAUCGACUGCGGAUGCGGGCAUCACGGUCAGUGCGAUGCCAACAAUGAGUGCAUCUGUGACCAGGGGUGGCGAAAGUCCACUACGGCUGGCUGCGAGUGGGAUUGUGCUACCGCUGACACACUCGGCUGCAGUGGCCCAGGCCAGAGCGCUUGUGCGUCGGGCGGCGUUUGGCAUCAACGUCGCCACAACGCCUUCCACCUUCGUAGACGUCAUGAAGACUUCUCGCGGAUGGACCAGCAUUUGGGACAGGGAUACGCAGCCAGGGCAAUUCUCGUAUCAGGGUGGAAGCCUCAUGUGGACGAGCCGACAGUACGAGUGGGGCAAUGGCUUGAAGAUCAGCCAAAACUCAGAGGGCUACGUGACAUCGCUCUUAGAGGACCAAGCGGUCAUCACUCUAGCCUUGCGCGAUGUUUGCCUACAUGCUCCUAAAGGGCGAUACGUUAUCACUUACGAUGGAGAUGGUGAGCUGGAUCUUGGCAUGGAUGCAACACCAGCUGCUUUCCAAAAAGGCCGCAUCGACGUGGAUUUCGAACCAACCUGCCGUCGUGAGUGCUGGUUUGACAAAGCUGGCUGGUUAGCCUAUUGCACCGACAACGGCAUCGCAAUUACGGUUCGUCGCGUCAAUCCGCAGAAUCCGCUGCGAAACAUCCGAAUCAUUAUGCCAGGUUUCUUCGCGACCCACGAGCAAGAGCCCUUCCAUCCCUGGUUCUUGAAAAACCUGGAGAGAUUCUCAACCAUUCGCUUGAUGGACUGGGCGCACAUCAACUCGGAGUCUUUCAUCAAGCGUGCGCCGUUCACUGCACGGUAUGUUCGCUUUACAUCGACAGCAACGCACGGGGGAAGCCUACCGAGGAUCUCGGAAUUGCUGUUGACAGGGCCUGAUGGGGAGCUGCUGAGUUGCACAUCGGAAUACCCUCAGCUCUGUGACGGCGAUCCAAACACAGAUUGGGCUCCACUUCCCGAAGAUGGGGGCAACGAUGGGGAACUAAGCGGCGUGAUCGAACUUCCAGAAG
Molecule: messenger RNA, 5029 nt
Organism: Symbiodinium necroappetens
Lineage: Eukaryota; Dinophyceae; Suessiales; Symbiodiniaceae
Source: the annotation of a GenBank genome assembly